CAGCCCGGACGGUAAACCACAGAAGCCGUAUGCUAAACCCGUAGCUUUAAGCUCGCUCUGUUUGAGAGACAUACGCUUGCAGUGCAGUUGUUCCCCAGCGAGUGAUUACCGCUAAUAUUUUUCUGGUUAGUGAAAUUAGGCCCUCAGCUACUUGUCACCGAGUUCUGCCGCAGCUCUGCCUGGACCCGCAGCGCCACUCCAGUUUCGGAUCCGAUCCCCGAUAUCAAACGUUCAUCUCAAAGCAACAGCGUCUUGCUGCAUUACAAACGAUAUUCGAGGUGUUGAAAAAACUAUGUUCAGAAGUGUUUUUUUCAACUCAAAAGACGCCCCGACAAAAACAUAGUUUCGUAACCGAAAAAGCGCGAAAAAACUCCCAAUUCUCUAAGAGUGCGUGUUGAUUUUUCAAAAGUGACCGAUUAUAUGCGUGUAACUUCCUCAAAAAUUAGCCUGUGCUUCAAAGAGGUAUUUCUUACACAAUAUACAGCUGUAUAAAAUCAAAGAAGUGCGAAUAAAGUUUAUGCACUGAACUUGUCGAAAGUUUAACUGUAACUUAGAACGUGAAAUAGAAAGAUAUUUGAGUGUUUGGAAUUUUCGGCGUGUAUACCGAUCUUUGAAAUAGUUCUCGCGGUGCGCGAAUUCGAUUUUGGUAGCGGCUAAGUUUUCAAGACGUCAAGAUGUUUGCGGUGAUGCAAGUGGAGACGGACGACAGGCGGGAGUUCAGGAGAAAGAUGCGCGUCAAGAGCGAAUUCGUUUGCAAGUACUGUCAGCGACGCUUCACCAAGCCCUACAACCUCAUGAUCCACGAGCGGUCGCACAAAGAGAACGUCACGUUCUCAUGCGAGGUUUGCGGCAAACUCUUCAAGAGGCAGGAUAACCUCAAAGAGCACAGGUCCAUUCACAGCCCGAACUGCAAUAGAGUUGUCACAGGUUUUGCCGCUCGUUUAUAAAUUACGACUGAUUUUUGACCUUUAACAGGUUUGCCGAAUGUUAAUAAUCUGAAAUUGAACUAAAAAUGUAUACAUAAAUUAAUUUUAGAGUAUCAAUGCACCAUUUGCAUUGUCGUCCCUGGUCUCGAAAACAGCACAUGUUCAAAAAUUUUCUCUUCAAUAAUAAUGGCGAAAAUUAUGGAUUAUUAUUGAGGAUGAAAUCCAAAUUACACUUAUUUGUCUGAUAAAAAAAGUUUGCGCCGUGGAAUUUAAACGGAUCAGAAGAUUUAAAAAAUCCACUCAAAGACUUUGCCAUUUUUUUUUUUUUCAAAAUAUUUUUGAAGCCAAUUUUUUAUUCUACUUUUGUAUCAUUGUCUUUGUAAACCACCUAUAAACAAUUUUUGGGAUCUACAUUUACUAAAUGUUCAAAACAUUGAACGUGUGUUGUUUUCUUAAUCAAGUAGCAAUUUCUCAUGUUUCCUCCUGUUUUAAUACUGUUCAUAUCCAAUAUUAUGAGCAAAAUCAAGUUGUAAUUUGUUCAAAAAUAAUAAUGAUGGCUUUCCCCGUCCACAUUAAAAUAAUCUCGUCCACAGUAAAACUGUUUAGGUUCACAUUAUGCUUCUUUAAAUAUCGGGAAAUUCACAAGUAUUUAAAGGUACUUAUAACUUCAUCGUCACUUUUUACACGUAUAAUACAGCUCAAGUAAAAACUCUAGAGGUGCGGUACCACCUGUCUUUCAUUGUUCUUCGCAUAGCUCUAAACUAGUUUCACUACUUAAUCAAAGCUUCCGUAAAUCAUGCAUCCGUCCAAACAAAAUUCCAUUUAUUCCUUGUAGUUUUGCGACUUUGUUUUAUUUCUCUCUCUUGUUUUGAAACGUCCACAUACAGCCUACUGCAAGAGAAUUAAGUGGAAUUUUUAGCUAUUUCCUUGCGUUUCUUUCGUCUAUGUAAAUACCUACAUUUAUACUACCAAGUUUUUGAUUGGUUAAUUUAUACUGUUUUAUUCUUAUUUGUUUACUUCUUCCCAGUGAUUUCUUUCUCUCGUUAAAUUUUGGUUCCUUAUGAAAAGUUUUUAUAAUAUUCUGUAACAGAGAUGAUUUUCAGAUAAGUUACCACUAAACCAUAAUGCUUUCAUGCAUCAUCAAAAAGAUUCAUCUUUCAAAAUUUAAUUUUGUGCAUUGUAAUGCAAAAGUCGAUUAUUCAAACUAAAAUUGGUAGUCAUCGUGAUACUAAAAGAUUUUGACCGAGGGUUAGAAUUUCGGUACUUUUGGCCAUAAUUUGACUUUAUUCUUAGGUUUAUUGAAUAUAUGCUUUCUACAUCCUAGAAUCCCCUCUCCUAAAAAUUUAAAAAAAAAAAAAAAAUGUCAACACAUAGAAGCAAGCUUUGACCCCCAAAAAAGAAGGUAAACUUCCUGAGCGAUUUUACCUGAAAGUUUUUACGCGUUGAAAAAUCUGGUAACAUUAAAGAAAAGGAAAAUAAAAACAAAUCUUUGAAUCGCCUAGUUAAAAUUGUCUUAAUUAGAAAUACAUUGAUUCGCAAAUAAUUUAAUUUCAGUGGUAAAAUAAAUUUAACUGUGUUCUCUUGCUUUAAUACUGAACCAAUCAUUCCAGCACACUAGUAAUGAAGAUAAUCGCCCAAAAGUGUGUGCAAAAUCAAACAAAUAGGGCCGUUCUUGAGAAAUAGUCUGGCUUCAAAGAGAAAUGUGUAUAUCCUUAAGGCUCAUUAAGGUUGUUUCAAUUGUUGUUUUGGUAAUGAUAAGAACCUUUUAUUUUACAAAAAGCAACGACCACCCUCUUUUGAGAUUUACGAAGGGACUAUGCGCCAAAAAAAAUUCCAGUCUCUCAUCGGCAAAUUCUAUCAAGUCCCCUCCGUCCAUGAAUGAUCAUGAAUUCAAACAGGUACGGUAAAGCGGGCAAAGUUUCGGACCCUAAUAUGAACUUUAUAAAACUUAGUCGUAAAUUUGAAAAAAUAAUUUCUAGUCUUUCUUAAAAGAUAAUAGAGGAUUUAUAGUUCAGUGAUUAUAAAAGGACAAAAAUAUUUUAUAUACCCACAAAAAGAAAAACAAACACACCCCCGCACAAACUCAUUAACAGUGAAUAAACAAUUAAGAAUAAAAUAUGAACGUUGAUUGUGAUGUAUUUUUAGCAUUUUCAACUAUUAGAUAGUAUGUUUUUAACUAUUAGGAUACGAAGAUUUUCAUUUUUUCUCAGUAAAACUUUGAUUAGCAAACUUUAAAGUCUACUUCCAUAGAUCAUAGAUUAAAUCCACUAUGGAAAUGUAAAUACGUACGAGUGUUUUUACAUUAAGUUGCAACCACUUUCAUAGUACUAGUAACUAUUCCACCUAUUAAGGUGUUGAGUGAUGACAGGUUUCAAGGCGUCAAACGUUGGGACCUUUAAAACAAUUUGGUUUUAGUUCCAGAUCUCAAUUGCUUCUACGCACUGCUUUAGCAACCAUAAAGUGCUAAAUAAAUGAUAAUUCAGCUUAAGAUGAUUUUUUCUAAAAAUUUAUGAAUUCCUGUUAUCAUUCAGAGCUGGUAAACAAAACAUAAUCUAUUUUUUAUCAAUUGAAUAUUUUUGCAACCUCGCACUUCUGAAGAUCCCAAUGUUUUGCACCCUAUUAACUUCCAUAACGAAGUAUCUGUAGUCUAAAAUAAACGCGUCACAUAUUUUCUUCAAAACUUAUAUACCGUUGAUGCUGUUUUAAUUGCAUGUUCUACGUAAAGUUAUGAAAAGUCUUUGCGGUGCUCUGAGGAAACCCUUCAGCUGAGUUUACUUAGCUAAAUUCAACUUUGUGAAUUCAAACAAUGUAAUGUUUUUCGCCAUGUCCCUUUGAGGUGUAUGUGUUUUACUGUCAGUUGGAGUUAAGAACGGUCGGUAAAUACAUUUGUCCUGAUGUAUAAUGAGAUAUGUUUCUUCUGCCGCUGACAUUAUGAUUAAUUUGUAUUCACAUACUAUUACAACUUUAGUCGUUCAUUUGAAAAACAAAAUGUCACGGAUAGACUCUAAUAAUAAGUUAGCUGAUUAUGCAGUUUGAGAGAAUUUUAAGAAUGUUUCUCACUCAAAAUAAGAAAACUACUGAACAAAAACACUAUGAAAGUACUCGCAUUGUUUCUGACGCAUCAUUUUGUUAAACGCUUUGUGUACAUUACUAUUAUCUUUUUUUAAGUUUUACGUUUAAGUGUGAAAUUGUACAUAUUAUUUUGAUUUUAAUUGCUCUACAGUUUUAUUUAUUGUGUAAAUUUAUCAAGAGAUUAAACGCAAAAUAAAAUGAUUCUUUUUGAAGGAAA
Messenger RNA from Bemisia tabaci, 4215 nucleotides. RefSeq names its product odd-skipped family member drumstick (gene drm). Gene Ontology annotation, cellular component: nucleus. Lineage: Eukaryota; Metazoa; Arthropoda; Insecta; Hemiptera; Aleyrodidae. Gene Ontology annotation, molecular function: DNA-binding transcription factor activity, RNA polymerase II-specific; RNA polymerase II transcription regulatory region sequence-specific DNA binding. The record is from RefSeq and is a predicted model, not a curated record. Gene Ontology annotation, biological process: embryo development; regulation of transcription by RNA polymerase II.